UCCAACCAUUCGACCCUAUCAUAGCAAAACCCCUACAAACAGCGAUCGGAGAGCGGCGGCGAUAACAUGUGGUCAGCUUUACGCAGCCGAGCUCUAUCCUCUUCAUCUUCACCCAUCAGUCCCCAGUGGAAAACCCUUCUUGCGUCUUCGUCUUCGUCGUCGAUUUUGGCUCGCGUGUUCACCUCAUCCGCAGUUAGCAUUAACGAGACCGGGAAAAGCAAAGAGCUUUUGAGCUUGGCGGAGGUUGAGAAGAUACUGAACGACGUCGGAGCUGAUGAUGUGCGAGUUAUUCCAACUCCCAAAGACUGUGAGUUCACGGAUUACAUGGUCAUUGCCACUGGUAGAUCUCCAUGGCACGUGCGCAACAUCUCUCAAGCCCUAAUUUACAAGGUUAAGCAAAAGCAGAAAGGAGCAAAGAGAAUGUUACUGCCUUCUGUGGUAGGGCAAGAGGGAGGGAAGUGGAUUGUCAUUGACUCUGGUACGCUGAUUGUGCACGCGGUUGAUGAGAAGGCAAGAGCUUAUUACAACUUUGAGGGUCUUUGGACCACAAACAUAUCAAACAUAGAACGCACUCAGGAUUUGGAGCAAGCAUUUGUUAAGAUUCGUCGGAAGAAUAACUCCAAGAAACCUUCACAAGCACAUGCAUAGUCUAGGCCUCAGUAAACAAAGCCAUCUUCACUCCAGUAAAUGGUGCAGAGCUUGCGAGGAUUUGUUCAGUGUUUUCUGUAGUUGACGUUUGAAAUUGUGACCCAUUGUGUAGCUGAGGAUUGCUGAAUUGCAAACGUUCACUGUUUGCUUCCUCUGGCACCCUGGAAAAUUUUGUCAGCGAUGAAGGAAACCCAUGUUGUCUACUUCUGUUACAACAGACUUGAAAUAAAUAGUCAACACCUUCUCCCCUGUAUGGUCUGCAAACUCUAAAAACUGUUCUUGUCAGGUUGAUAACAAAUGUCCUUACAAGUACAACUUUUCUUAAAUAACCGAAUAAUUACGUGGUGAA
Sesamum indicum (sesame) is the source of this 997-nucleotide messenger RNA. Its product is annotated as Lojap-related protein. Gene Ontology annotation, molecular function: ribosomal large subunit binding. Lineage: Eukaryota; Viridiplantae; Streptophyta; Magnoliopsida; Lamiales; Pedaliaceae. The record is from RefSeq and is a predicted model, not a curated record. Gene Ontology annotation, biological process: negative regulation of ribosome biogenesis; negative regulation of translation.